Messenger RNA from Phoenix dactylifera (date palm), 1057 nucleotides. Its product is annotated as acidic endochitinase-like. Gene Ontology annotation, molecular function: chitinase activity. The record is from RefSeq and is a predicted model, not a curated record. Gene Ontology annotation, biological process: carbohydrate metabolic process. Lineage: Eukaryota; Viridiplantae; Streptophyta; Magnoliopsida; Arecales; Arecaceae. Gene Ontology annotation, cellular component: extracellular region.
CCAUAUAUUGGCGAUAGCAUAUAUGUCCUCCCUUCAUAACAUGGCACUAACUCUUCUCCUUUCUCUCUUGGUGUUUGCAUUGUUUGACAGUUCUUAUGCAGGAGGAAUUGCCAUCUACUGGGGCCAAAACGGAAACGAAGGCACCUUAGCGGAUACUUGUGCGACAGGGAGAUACCAAUUUGUGAACGUAGCUUUCCUCUCCACCUUUGGAAAUGGCCAGACCCCAGCCAUCAAUCUCGCCGGUCACUGCAAUCCAUCUUCCAACGGCUGCACCGGCCUGAGCAGCGAGAUCAAAGCUUGCCAGGGACAGGGCAUCAAAGUGAUGCUCUCCAUCGGAGGCGGCGCGGGGAGCUACUAUCUUGCAUCCUCUGAUGAUGCCAAACAGGUAGCAGACUACCUGUGGAACAACUUCUUAGGCGGGCAGUCUUCGUCGCGCCCGCUCGGCGACGCUGUUCUCGACGGCAUCGACUUCGACAUCGAAGGUGGUACGACCCAGCACUGGGACGAGCUCGCUCGUAACCUCGCGGGGUACGGUGGCCAGAAGGUCUACUUGACGGCGGCGCCGCAGUGCCCCUACCCCGAUGCAUGGAUGGGCAGCGCCCUCAGCACCGGUCUCUUCGACUACGUUUGGGUCCAAUUCUACAACAACCCUCCAUGCCAGUAUAGCUCAGGCGAUGCUUCGAACCUCGUGAAAGCAUGGAACCAGUGGACUUCUUCGUUGCCCAAAGCACAAGUUUUCUUGGGACUUCCGGCGGCUCCUCAGGCCGCCGGGAGUGGCUUCAUUCCUGCCGGCGAUCUCACGUCUCAGGUGCUCCCUGCGAUCAAGGGUUCUAGCAACUAUGGAGGAGUCAUGCUGUGGUCCAAGUAUUAUGAUGAUCUCACUGGUUACAGUUCCAGCAUUAUUAAUGCUGUUUAAAUUGCUCGUUAAUUCUACGAUAUCUAGCUAAUUUGUGUUACCCUCUCUUUCCGCUCUACGUAAAUAAAUAUGAGAGGAUGGUUUUGGACUUUUGGCCUUAAGUAACAGCAUCAUCUAUUAGAAUAAAUGGUUUCUUGAUUA